This is a messenger RNA of Clonostachys rhizophaga, 1116 nucleotides long. Lineage: Eukaryota; Fungi; Ascomycota; Sordariomycetes; Hypocreales; Bionectriaceae. The record is from the annotation of a GenBank genome assembly.
AUGGAUUCUCUUAUUGACAAGCUUCAUCAUACUUCCGUGGAAGAACUCGAGGAAGACAUGGUUGAAGAUAUGGAGGAAUAUAUGGAUGAAGAUAUGGAACAGGCCGAUCAGCAACCAGAGCCGUGGGAGAGUUACCUCUUCACCUGUGAGGACUGCAACAAGAAUCUGAACCAACUAUGCUUCAAGAACGAUGCUCUGCUUCCUUUCGCAAGCAUUUCAGCCGAUAGGAAUCAGCGGAUCCCCAAGGAAGCUCUUCUUUCGGCCACCGAACUCUAUCAGCUGAAAGACGAGGACCUCGAGGCCCACCUCGCUGCCCAGAAAGGACCACUUCGGUGCAACGAAUGCUGGUUCAAGAAGCUGGGCCUGGACCAUCUACCAUCACGAUUUCAGGAUUUCGAUCCAGACGACUGUGUGGAGUUUCACUACCCUCUUCCGCAGGAGAUUAAUUGUCGAGACGUCAGGUUGCCGACAUGGAUGAUUCGCUGCGCCAGAUGUCACACGUGGCAAGGCAGCGAUCAAUAUCCUGGAUCACGCCUGCUCGAUGGCGCUGGUGCCUGCAUUACAUGUACACGUAUUCCAAGGCCUCCGUGCCUCGCUAAGCUCGAUUGGCGAGAUAUCGGAAAUGAUAGCUACAGGAUCGAAGUAUCGAGAUUUCGGGCUCUGUGUAUAGACUGGGAGGAAGUCGUCUGGGCAGAACCGUCAAUCGGGGAUUCAGCCAAGAUAGGUUUCAUCUGGGCUUUCGAGCAGUGGGAAGCAAGGGGUGAGCCUCUCCGUGUUUGGGCAGCUUUGUUUCACCUCCGUGAAUAUUUUGGAGAGCAUAGAGGGCAGUUGGAGAACUUAUUUGGUACCAUGGCGAAACAAUACUUCACAUCCAGCAGAGCAAACUACCAUCAUUUCCAGCUGCAGCAGGUUCUGAGAUCCCUGGAGACAGAUGCUUCGAACAGAGCAGCGGACUCGAUUUUUGGCGGCGAGUUUGAACGGACGUGGCUCGUGUUCUCCCGGGUCAUGGCACGGCAUUAUGAGGUGUUCUCUAGGAGUGUAUUCACAGAUCCUUAUGUGUAUACGCGCGGAGAAAAUUCUCAAUGGAAGACCGAAAGCGAUGGAACGGCAGAGUGA